This is a messenger RNA of Aspergillus luchuensis, 327 nucleotides long. RefSeq lists its product as uncharacterized. The record is from RefSeq and is a predicted model, not a curated record. Gene Ontology annotation, biological process: mitochondrial citrate transmembrane transport. The coding region runs from base 1 to 327 and encodes 108 amino acids. The transcript has a single exon. NCBI's taxonomy places the organism in Eukaryota, Fungi, Ascomycota, Eurotiomycetes, Eurotiales, Aspergillaceae.
AUGGGCACGUACAAUAUCCUCAAAGAGAUCGUCAAGGCACACGAUAUUGCGCCGACUGUUCUCACUACCUUUUGCAUGGGAGCCGUCGCGGGAGUCGUCACGGUGUACGCGACGCAGCCUUUUGACACGAUCAAGACGCGGGCGCAAGGGGUCCAGGGGGCAGGGCUUGUCGAAGCCGUCCGGAACAUACAGAGUGACUAUGGAAUUCGGGGUUUCUGGAAGGGCAGUUCAAUGCGGCUGGGCAGGUUGCUCCUAAGUGGCGGGAUUGUCUUUUCGGUGUAUGAGAAAAUGACAUAUCUGCUGCAUCCGAGUGUUCGGGUCGACUGA